Melampsora larici-populina 98AG31 is the source of this 1394-nucleotide messenger RNA. RefSeq lists its product as uncharacterized. Gene Ontology annotation, cellular component: catalytic step 2 spliceosome; post-spliceosomal complex; post-mRNA release spliceosomal complex. Bases 52 to 1041 code for a protein of 329 amino acids. The record is from RefSeq and is a predicted model, not a curated record. The transcript has 5 exons. Gene Ontology annotation, biological process: generation of catalytic spliceosome for second transesterification step; mRNA 3'-splice site recognition. NCBI's taxonomy places the organism in Eukaryota, Fungi, Basidiomycota, Pucciniomycetes, Pucciniales, Melampsoraceae.
UGAUUUUGCAAAGCUCAUCAAACCGUCAACACGCCUCCUUCGAUAACAGUCAUGGCUCGAAAUGAAGAAAAAGCACAAUCUAUGCUCUACCGGUUCCGGGAAGCCCAAGCAGUUGAGCUUGGAAUGUCUACCAAAACCGAUCGGCGACCGCGGCUUGCUAGUAGCUGUCAGGAUCUUCGCCAGUGUGAAAGGUGGCGAGGCGAGAUUCUGAGAGAAAUCAGUAGGAAGGUAUCCAAAAUUCAAGAUGCUGGUUUGACAGAUUACGAAGUUCGAGACCUGAACGAUGAGAUCAACAAACUACUACGUGAAAAAGGGCAUUGGGAAACUCAGAUCAUCAAUCUUGGGGGGGCAAAUUAUAGAAGGAUUGGCUCUAGUACAUUCGAUGGUGCCGGUCGUAGUGUUCCAGGCCAACGUGGAUACAAAUAUUUCGGUCGAGCAAAAGAACUUCCCGGCGUGAAGGAAUUAUUCGAAGGCGCGUCCAAGCAUCAAGUCGAGCUGGAUGGUCUCAAGAAGAACGAUGACGUGUAUCCUAUGUUCAAAAAUCAGGGGCCGAGUUAUUUCGGUGACCAAGACGAAUCUGGCGAAGAUGGUCAAGAUCUUUUGAAAUACGAGUCAGCUGAAGAACGACAAGCUUGGCAAGACUCAUUCGACAAGGUGAUGAAAGUUCUGGAACUGCCUUCCGAUCACAUUGCACCACCCUUUCCAAUAACAAAUGGCAAGCCGUUCGUUUCGCACCCACAUCCCACAACUAAUGCAACAUCCGACAUGCGAGGCAAGCGGAAAACCAUCGAAGACGAUGUGGACGAGGCAGGAGCGAGUAAGAAAUCUCGAAAUAUCGAGGAUGAACAGACAGAUAAUCAAACAACUGAGGGCGAUCAAAUCGAAACGGAAGUGAACCCUAAUGGGCAGGUAGCGAUGAUCCCUCACUUCGUACUGGCUCCAGAGGAUUUGAUGCCCCCACCGGUCCCCUCAACGGAGCAAUGGGAAAAACUUAUCAUGAGGCUUCAAAAAGACGCGUUGAUGAGAGAAUACGUCGGAUAAGUCAAUAAUACCCCACUGCGUGAAUUUACCGCCUGUCCGAAGCCCGACGCCAUUUGAUUACCAGCGUGUGAAUCAAUUUCCUCCGGAUCUACGAGCAACGUUUAACAAUCUUGGUAUCAUCCUGAGAGGUAUGAAUAUCACAUUGUGAAGCUUCUCCUCGUGAAGACAUAUCGCAGAAAAACAUCAGUGUUGUACAGUAGAAACUCUAUCAGCCCCCAAUCAUGUAUGGAUGGGUUUGCUUGUUUGCGCACAGAUGAAGUGAGCAAAAAUUCAUCCUUGAUGAAUGGCCAAAGCAAGCUUUGGAUUUGAUAACAUUUGGUUCUCAUUUUAAAUCAACAGACCAACCAUUCCGC